AUGCUCCGUCGCAAACCCACAGCCAUCACCAUCACCUCAGAUGACAUUGCCGACUUCGAGCAGAAGCUCGCUGAGCGUAUUGCGUACCAGAAGUUUCUUAAGACCGGUGAGGACCCCAACGGCUGGUUUCGCAAAGCGCAACCGGGAGACCCGGACUUCGCCAUUCAGCAGCAGCGCGAGGCGGAGCAGCGCAACGCGCAGACCGUUGUUGAUCCGAAUGAUGAGCUGAAGCCGCUGCCUGGCGACAAAGCGAGGAUUGUGAGGAGUCGUGAGGAACGAAUCAUUGGCGCGAGCGGCACUGGGAACCAGACAGGCAAUGCCCGAUGA
Molecule: messenger RNA, 327 nt
Organism: Cyphellophora europaea CBS 101466
Lineage: Eukaryota; Fungi; Ascomycota; Eurotiomycetes; Chaetothyriales; Cyphellophoraceae
Exons: 1
Coding region: 1-327 (108 amino acids)
Biological process (GO): anaphase-promoting complex-dependent catabolic process
Cellular component (GO): anaphase-promoting complex
Source: RefSeq, a predicted model, not a curated record